This is a messenger RNA of Nylanderia fulva, 1151 nucleotides long. RefSeq lists its product as uncharacterized. The record is from RefSeq and is a predicted model, not a curated record. NCBI's taxonomy places the organism in Eukaryota, Metazoa, Arthropoda, Insecta, Hymenoptera, Formicidae.
UAACUGUCGUAUAAAAGAUAAGUUGCGAGUUGCGACACCGCCUUGCGACUAAAUAUGGUACCAACUUAACGCAACGAGUUAACGAACUCAUUCUGUUAUUGUUCCGUGAUCGAUGAUCAUUCGUUGAAGUUCGUUGAAUGUUGAACUGUGCUUGUGAUAAUAUUUGUUCUUCUGGAGGCCUAUUCUGUAACUUUUAACAAAUGCGUUAUAACUGUAACGCAUGCGUUAGUCGUCGUAUCGUCGACGAAUUCAUGGUUAACAAAUGAAUUAUAGUUAUAACGCAUGCGUUAAAAGUUACAGAAUAAGUCUGCUGGAUCGAUUGCUAUUCUAAUAAAGAAGUCAUCACCAACAAAAAUGAGUGAAAGUCCACCGGAAAGUAGGAAUCGUCGUAGAAAUACGAACAAGCAAAUAAUUAAUGAAUUAGUUAGGCAAUGUAGGAAUCAAAGAAAAUUGGACGAUUUAAGAAAUCGAAUUACUACUGUCUACAAGACAGAGGCUUCAUCCGAUGAAGAGGUUUCAUCCGAUGAAGAGGUUUCAUCCAAUGAAAAGGUUUCAUCCGAUGAAGAGAAUAAUGAAAUGCUGCCCAUUCCAGGGAUUGAAGAUAUUUCUUUAUUAGAAACAAAUUCUGAAGUAUCAACAGAAUCUGAUGCAUCUAUCGAUCAACUUGAAAAUGAAAAUAUGGAUGAUAACAAUAAUUAUAAUAAUGACAAUGACAGUGAAUUACAUUUUGAAGAUGAGAAUAAUGACAGCGAAGGAAGUGUUGAAAUUAAUGAUGCUAACAGAUAUAGUAACGAUGAAGAAAAUGAUGAUUUAAUGAUUGAAUUUGAAAAUGACGAACAGAGAGGACGCUAUGUUUUAAAAACAUUGAGGGAGUGGGCUCUUGAAGGAGGUGUGUUAUCUAUGAAGAAGUUAAAUGAUUUACUUCGUAGAUUGAGAGUAUUGUUUCACAUCUUACCUAAAAGCUACAAAACCGUUAGGUGAUAAUGAAAAAAUUGUAGCAUCAAAACUUAUGACCAAAUUGAUGACUAAUUCCUUAGCGAAACAAUUCAACUUUGAUGGUCAUAAUCCUCAAAAGGCUAAAGUUAAUAAAAGGCCAUUUAAGAAACUGAAACUAUGGGAAUUAUUUCAAGGAGUUAUGCUAUUAAAAUUCC